ACGCCUGUCCUCCAUUGCCCAAAUCUCACAUUUGAAGGUUAAAGUCAGUCAGUGUUCAUCAUACCGCACUUCAAUCCAGCGGUAACCACUCUCCCCCCUCUUCUCUACAUUUACAGACCCAUUAAACCAGCAAAAUGUCGAUAUUUGGUGAAGUCCCACAGGCUGCUCCUGUCGCAGUGUUCAAACUGACAGCAGAUUUCCGUGAGGAUCAGGAUCAGAAGAAGGUGAAUCUGGGAGUCGGAGCCUACAGGACAGAUGAAUGUCAGCCCUGGGUUCUCCCCGUGGUGAGGAAAGUGGAGAAGAUGAUCGCUGAUGACCACAGUUUGAACCACGAGUACCUGCCCAUCCUAGGCCUGCCAGAAUUUCGUUCCAGCGCAUCUAAGAUCGCUCUUGGUGAAGACAGUCCUGCUAUUAAGGAGAACCGGGUAGGGGCUGUGCAGUGUUUAGGAGGUACUGGUGCUCUAAAGAUCGGAGCUGAAUUUCUUCGCCGCUGGUACAAUGGAACUGACAACACAAAAACUCCAGUUUAUGUGUCUGCACCAACAUGGGAAAACCACAAUGCCGUUUUCUCUAAUGCUGGGUUUGAGGACAUCCGUCCAUACAAAUACUGGGACCCAGUGAAGCGUGGACUCGAUCUGGCAGGUUUUCUGGGUGACAUGGAGAGUGCACCUGAUCACUCCAUCUUCGUUCUGCAUGCCUGCGCCCACAACCCCACUGGCACAGACCCCACCCAGGACCAGUGGAAGCAGAUUGCUGAAGUCAUGAAGCGAAAGAAUCUGUUUGCCUUCUUUGAUUCAGCCUAUCAGGGCUUCGCCUCAGGAGAUUUAGAGAAGGACGCCUGGGCCGUGCGUUACUUUGUAUCACAGGGUUUUGAAUUGUUCUGUGCUCAGUCGUUCUCCAAGAACUUCGGUCUGUACAAUGAGAGAGUGGGAAACCUGACUGUUGUAGCCAAAGAUCAAGACAAUGUGAAUCGUGUGCUGUCUCAGAUGGAGAAGAUCGUGAGAAUCACCUGGUCAAACCCUCCGUCACAGGGAGCUCGUCUGGUCGCCAUCACACUAAACACCCCGGAACUCUUUGCUGAAUGGAAGGCCAAUGUGAAGACUAUGGCAGACCGAGUUCUGCUGAUGCGAGCUCAGCUGAAGGAGAAACUGAAGGCUCUGGGAACUCCUGGAACCUGGGAGCACAUCACUGAACAGAUCGGCAUGUUCAGCUUCACUGGUCUCAACCCUAAGCAGGUGGAGUACAUGAUAAAAGAAAAGCACAUUUAUCUAAUGGCCAGCGGCCGCAUCAACAUGUGCGGUCUCACCUCCAAGAACAUCGACUAUGUGGCGGAGUCCAUUCACGAGGCUGUCACUAAAGUCCAGUAAUCACCGUCACCUGUUUGUUUGUGUGUGUGUCAACAAGAACAUAGACGCACACAGGCACACACACACCAACACACACCUUCACACACCAACUUGUGCUGGUCUAAUUUACUCAUCAGCAAGAUCCUGUUUUAAUUUUGUAAUUAUAAACAAUGAAACUGUCCCAGAAUAUGAAUAUAUAUAUAUGCACACAAUUUCCUUCCCUAUGCCCUUCUCAUGUGUUUAAAUAUUCUGUGCGUUUCAUUUUAGUCUUGUUUUUGUAAAUAAGCACUUUGAGGAUGGGUUUAACUAUGGAAGCUAGUUUCUGCCACAAAAAAAUAAUUAAAAAAUAAGAUAAAAACCUCACAAAUGAGGCUUUUAUGGUUUAUAUCUUGCCCCUUUUGACUUCUUUCCCCCACAAUCGAUAGAAAAAAGUUAAAACAAUGCUACAUUUUUCGGAUAAAGGUAACAUUUCCAAGAGGGAAAAAAGUCAAAGUUACAAAAUAUAAUCUUUUCUUGGAAUUUUAGUCAUUUUUUGUUCAUGAAUCCAAGUUUGUAUCUUGCAGUUUCUAAGAGGAAAAAUAUUUCACCCUAUAUUUUGCAAAGUUUAGUUCCAACCCUGCUUCAACACACUUACCUGUGGGUUUCAAACAAGCCUGAAGUACUCAGUUAGUUUAAUCAGAUUUGUUUAAUCAGGGUUAAAGAUAAACUGUGCAGAACUGUGGCUUUUUGCAAGUUUAAUUUGCAUCUUUGAAUGGAAUCAGCUAAUGUGACUCUUCAAGCUCGCUGUCGGAAGGAAUGAGCCCAACUGCUUAAUCUUGUUCUUUACCUCCAUAAAAUGUUUCAAUAUCCAUUUCCUGUGAGGAAUAGUAUACAGUAAUGCUAUAUACAUAUUUCUAUAUAUACAUUUCUGCACAUUUCCAUCAAUAGGAUGUUAUUGUAUUUACAAAGGGGGUCUAAACUGCAAAGUUGCCCUGAGGCAAGAAAUGAAAAAUUACCAUUUUAGUAUACAGAUAAUAACAUAAAGUGUCUCAAUCAAAUAUGCUUCACAUAUCUAUGCACAUCACACACAUUGUUAAUGUAAAGACAUUUAAAUAUGUUACAAAGUUAAAUCUAAUUUAUGUUCUGCUAGCAGUGUGCUCAAGCAGGCUAUUGUCCCAAAAUGGCUGUUUUGCCCCCAGAAGAAAGAUCAAACCCUCACCCACCUUAAAUUUUAUUGGUCACAAGCUAUUAUUAGACUUUUUUUUGUGAUAUUUUAUUUUAAAAAAAUUAAAGGGGGGGUUUUCUGGGCCAAAAAACUGGUUUGUUGCCUGAGUGCAACACCAUGCCAUAGAGGGUUAAAUGGUAUUUUCCUCAGAAUUGCAAGAAAUAAAGUCAGAGUUUUAGAAAAAUCUGAAUUGUGAGAUAUAAACUAUUUUUAAAGAAGUAAAAGUCAGAAUUAUGCGAUGUUUUACUUUUUUUUAUCAUGCGAAGAAAUGUGCUUCCAUAGUUUACAGUCAGCCAAACUCCAGUCUCUGGAUUACAUUAAUCUAAAGGCUCCAGCUUGACUGAUUUCAUUAUCUCUCAUGCUCCUUGGAUUAAAUUACAACAGAUCAGUGAGAUUAAAUCUGAGUUUAUUGACUAACUCCGAACAGAAACAGAUAUGACAAAAAAAGAAGUCCUAUCUUAUCUUUAUCAUCCCAUUUCACUGUAUUGAGUGCUAAACUGAAGGACGAUGUGUCUGUGAAGCUUGCACUGAGAUGAAUGACUGCAGAACUUGAAUAACUGAGGGCAUUAGAUUGUGUUUCGCUGUUAUUUUCAAUAGGAUUUAUUUGCUCCUAGUUCAUUAAAUGGCUUAACUCAACAUUUUACCCCUAAAUCAAAUUUUUGUUGAAUAACUUUUUAACUUAUUGUAAAAUUGGAGGGAAAAUCCUGCAUCUCAUGUCUACUGAAGGCAGGUCAAUUCUUUUUAAAGUGAUUUUGAAGUUCAACGUUUCUUUGGCGGUGCUCAUUCUGGAACUUCUGGGUCGUGAAGAGCCCAGGCAUCGUUUUGCACUUUAUUUUCCGAUGUCUUUUUAAUCUGCUGAAUCUGCUCCAUCUCAUUGUGUUCCGGCUCGUUUGUACACUGCAGUACUGUUUAAUGAAUGUGCAGUCAUUAGUCCAAGUACAUUACUCCCCCAACCAGCUCAUUAUAGUGUCGUAAGAUCAAACCACUAGGAGUAUAACAGCUCUCUGACCACAAGUAUACUAAUCAAAGUACAUUGAAAUAAAUGAAGUAAGUUGACAUGUC
Messenger RNA from Danio rerio (zebrafish), 3612 nucleotides. Lineage: Eukaryota; Metazoa; Chordata; Actinopteri; Cypriniformes; Danionidae. The record is from RefSeq and is a predicted model, not a curated record.